This is a messenger RNA of Paramecium sonneborni, 880 nucleotides long. The record is from the annotation of a GenBank genome assembly. NCBI's taxonomy places the organism in Eukaryota, Ciliophora, Oligohymenophorea, Peniculida, Parameciidae.
AUGUUAGUAAAGAGAUAUCGAGUUUAAGUUGAUUAUGAAAUAUAAAAAGAUAAGGUUUAUUAUUAAAUCUUAGUUACUAAUAUUAAUAAUGAAAAUGAAACAAAAACAACAAUUAAUAGAUAUUCUGAAAUAAAAGAUUUUAAUGAUCAAUUGUAAAAGAAUGUUUGUCUAUUAAAAUUAUUAUUACAAUUGCCGUAGUUCCCUGGAAGAUCUUUCUUUAGCAAAACUAAUGAUGAUAAAGAAAAAAUAAUAUAAAGAAAAAUAGAGUUAGAAACUUAUUUUAAUGAACUAUUUAGUAUUGAGAAAAUAUUAAGCUUAAAACCAGUUUAAUAAUAUUUACCUAUAGAUAAUACUUAAAAUAAAGAGUAAAUAAUCAAUAUAUUAUAUAGAAUGAAUAUUAGUAUUAAAAUAGAAAAUUAUGUAAUUUAUGAUGACAUCGUUGUAUAUUCUCUUCGUUUUAAGAAUAAUUUAGAAGGUGAUGAAUGGAUAUAUAAAUAAAGAUAUUCAGAAAUAAAAAAUAUUCAUGAUGCUCUUCUUGAUUAAGGAUUUAAAAAUAAGUUGCCAUCAUUUCCAACAAGGAAAUUAUUUGGAUAAACUAAUGAAAAUCCUGGUAUCAUUAUUUUUAUUUAUUUUAUAAGAAACUAUAGAAAAACGUAAAGAAGAUCUAUAAAAUUAUCUUAAUUCUUUGUUCUGUGCACAAGAAGUAUAAGAAAGUUAAAUCAUUAAAUUUCUUAUAUCAGAUUCAAAAAAGUAUCAUGAAAAGAAUUUAAAACUUGAAGAAUUAAAAAAAUCUUCUACUCUUAAAGCUUAAGCAGACUUUAACUAAAAAUAUAGAGAAAAAACAUAGAAAAAUAGCUUAUUAAUUCAUGAAAAUAUAUGA